AUGUCAGGUUCUCAGAAUCAAUUGGCGUCAGAAAAUCCUCAUUAUUGGUGUAGCAAGAGGAAAGAAAUUAAAAAAACUCCUUGUAUCACAAGUUAUUUGGCACCACGACAAAUUUCACCAUAA
Messenger RNA from Funneliformis mosseae, 123 nucleotides. The record is from the annotation of a GenBank genome assembly. NCBI's taxonomy places the organism in Eukaryota, Fungi, Glomeromycota, Glomeromycetes, Glomerales, Glomeraceae.